This is a messenger RNA of Trypanosoma grayi, 1023 nucleotides long. Its product is annotated as putative queuine tRNA-ribosyltransferase. Bases 1 to 1023 code for a protein of 340 amino acids. The record is from RefSeq and is a predicted model, not a curated record. Lineage: Eukaryota; Euglenozoa; Kinetoplastea; Trypanosomatida; Trypanosomatidae. Gene Ontology annotation, molecular function: tRNA-guanosine(34) queuine transglycosylase activity. The transcript has a single exon.
AUGUCGGCCCAUUCUCCUGUGCUUGUAAUACCGUGCAGGCGUGGCGGGAUUCCUUUCCUAACGCCCGACCAGAUACGGGCUAUUCUCAACGAGGAGGAGCGAGUGAUGAGUGUGUCCAUCUUCGACGCGAGUGAGUAUGUGCUUCCCUGCAAGAAGGCACAGCAAGGCUUCGCAGAAUUCUGCGCCUUGGCAGACUUCACAACCAUCCUGACCGUGCAAAGCCCGUUCAUUGGUAUGCACACCAGCGCUCCUGCAACAGACACGGCUGUGUGUGGUUAUCACGAGAAGGGACGUGUCUCUUUCACAGUCGAGAAGUGGAGUGAGAUAGUGCUGGCGAUUCGCCCAGCGAUAGCUAUUCCUCUCUAUGACGCGAUUUCACUGUACGAAACUCAAACAAAGCGAAGACGGACAGCAACGGCUCGUUCCGCCCGAUGGUCGAAGGCCUCUUAUUCUAUUCAAGACCAAAGCGGCUGCAAGUUAAUGAAACCGUUGUGCACUGUGGAUCAAGGUGACAAUGAAGACGCUGAAUACGUUUUCAUGGAUGAGCUUGGCCAAAAUGAGACACUCCAGCAGUAUUCUUCUUGUGUGAAAGAGGCUGCUGCCAAACGCACUGUCAUGAGCACAGCUGCAUCUGUCGCGGGUGUAUUGAUGUGUUUAAAGGCCGGUGUCACUUUUAUCGAGUGCGCACUCCCGUGGAUGCUCGCGGAAAAGGGGAUAUGCCUGACUUUCGACAUGGUCCCAGCGUCAGCGGAAACCCCAUCGCACCAUGAGUCACAGAUAGAUCUUAACGACUAUGAUUUUGCGGUGGACAUUCAACCGUUGGCGAAAGAAUGCAGCUGCUACACCUGUACAAGACACACUCGUGCGUAUAUUCAUCACCUUCUUACCGUGCAAGAGAUGAACAGCAAGAUACUCCUCGCCAUACACAACCUAACGCGGUUAGUGCAACUGGUGCGGUUGUACCGAAGGUCGGGCCCGGAGGCUCGUGAGACGCUGCUUAAAUGGCUUUUUGCACAGCUGUGA